Molecule: messenger RNA, 1772 nt
Organism: Sphaeramia orbicularis (orbiculate cardinalfish)
Lineage: Eukaryota; Metazoa; Chordata; Actinopteri; Kurtiformes; Apogonidae
Gene: gpr157
Product: G protein-coupled receptor 157
Exons: 4
Coding region: 265-1254 (329 amino acids)
Biological process (GO): adenylate cyclase-activating G protein-coupled receptor signaling pathway; cell surface receptor signaling pathway
Cellular component (GO): plasma membrane
Molecular function (GO): G protein-coupled receptor activity; cAMP binding
Source: RefSeq, a predicted model, not a curated record
CCUGAAGUACAGAGGAGGCGGGGAAGCAGGGGGAAACAAAAGUUUGUUUAGUUCCUUUAACAGCGGUAGACGGAAUGCGUAAAGUUGCACGGCACGGCUCGACUCUGGUUUAACUUUUAACCACGUUAACAGUGUGGAUGGACUAGGGUGAUGUUCAGACUAUACAGCCUUUAACGGAACUGACUGGUGUUUACAAACCUAGUAGCAUUCGUCAUUUUCAUCCAUGAGGAGAUUGCAGAAGUUGUUGUCUUCCUAAACUAAACGAUGGCAGAUACAAAUCACACAGUGGUGUACUUUUCAGAGCAGGUGGUAGUUUUGUGUUCGUGUGGGCUGUCUUUUGUGGGUUCUACUCUGAUCAUCCUCACCUACAUAAUGUGGCCAGAUUUGAGGACAACUCCGAGGAAACUGCUGGUCUUCCUGUCGGUGUCGGACUGGCUCUCCGCCGUGUCCUACGCCUUCGGAGUCUGGAGGGUUUUUCAUACCGACUCGCUGGACUGUGUGGUUCAAGGAGCUGUUUCUACCUUCGCCAACACCAGCUCUUUUUUCUGGACCGUGGCCAUCGCCGUCUACCUGUAUGUUUUCAUAGUCAGGUCCAACCAGAGAGCCGCAGACAGCCUGGUGCUAUUCUUCCAUCUUAUCAGUUGGGGUGUUCCUCUGAUCAUCACUGUUGCAGCUGUGUGCCUGAAAAAAAUUGGCUAUGAUGCAUCAGAGGUUUCUGUGGGCUGGUGUUGGGUUCGGAUCCAGGCUCCAGACCGGGUCCUGUGGAUGCUGCUUACAGGCAAGAUCUGGGAAUUCCUGGCCUACCUCACCCUGCCUGUCCUCUACAUCCUGAUCAAGAGACAUAUUCACAUUGCGCAUGCUGCCUUGUCUGAGUACCGUCCCAUCCUGGCCAACAGGCCUGCGUACCAGUCUUUCUCAUCCAUGGCGGACGUGAAGCUCACUCUCAUUCCUAUUAUCUUCAUCAUCCUGCGCAUUUGGAGCACAGUGCGUUUUAUUCUGCUGUUGGCUGGUUCUCCAGUCAGACAACACCCAGUAUUGGUCACCUUACAUGGCAUUGGCAACACCUCACAGGGAGCAGCCAACUGCAUCAUGUUUGUGUUGUUUACUCAGCCAGUUCGUACACGCCUCUGCAGAUCGCUCUGCUGCUGCUGCUCAAAGUGCCGCGCAAACUCCGCCCACAGGCCCCUACAAGGCCAGGACCUGUCCACCCAGAGAGACGGAGACAGCAGCAGCCGAGCCCAGGCCGACAGAUGAUACCCGAUUCUGGGAGGAGAAAAUAAACGAAGGUCAAUAUGAAGGGAGCGGACGAUGGUCUCCACUUCACUAUUAGUAGCCUCAUUACAGCAAGUGCCUCCUGAGAGGGUUGAAGAUUCUGCAGGUGCAUGCACAUCUGUGUGACAGGGAAAGUCAUAUGCUUGCACUUUAGGUGAUGAGGAUAAGGCUGCUUGGUCUGCAGUGCUGAGUGUGGUGCUCAUACAUGUUCUGGGUUUGCACAUGUACUGUAAACCACUUCUUAACUUGUAUAUGUAAGGUGUUUUCUGUUUGCAUCGUCAGCAAAUACUAUAUACAGAUACUUUGUAAAGUGGGCUGUAGCGGUUGUGUGUAUCAUGUACUGUGUGAAGGAAUUUACAUUCUGAAGUUAUUACUGUGAAAUAAUCUCUAGUACUGUACGUAUACAAAAAACACGUUUUAGGGUCUGAUUUUGAUAUAUUUGUAUACAGUAGUAUUCAUACUUUGGGUAAUAAUAAAAGACAAAUGUAUAUUUACUUCAA